Messenger RNA from Prinia subflava (tawny-flanked prinia), 4584 nucleotides. It is a transcript of the gene FGD6, whose product is annotated as FYVE, RhoGEF and PH domain containing 6. The coding region runs from base 195 to 4481 and encodes 1428 amino acids. The record is from RefSeq and is a predicted model, not a curated record. The transcript has 21 exons. Gene Ontology annotation, molecular function: metal ion binding; guanyl-nucleotide exchange factor activity. Gene Ontology annotation, biological process: regulation of GTPase activity. Gene Ontology annotation, cellular component: cytoplasm. Lineage: Eukaryota; Metazoa; Chordata; Aves; Passeriformes; Cisticolidae.
CGGGCGGCGUCUGAGGGCGCUCCGGCGCUGCUGCGGGGUGGGAUGCGGCGGUGGCGGGGGGAGCUGCUCCUGCUCCGGCUGCUCCUCCGGCUGGGUGGCGGCGCGGGGGAACAAUGGGCUCCUUCUCCUCGGCCCUCAGAGGGGCCGUGGCGUAAGGGACCAGGGGAAGCGCGGCUCCGCGCCUGGGUUGCACCAUGAGCUCCGCCGAAAUUAAGAAGCCACCAGUGGCUCCCAAACCAAAAUUUGUCCUAGGACACAAGGCAGCGCCUCCACCUGUUGCACCAAAGCCCGAUAUUGUACUUUUUGGUGGCAUACAAGCAGCAAGGAAAACCAAGCCAGCAAUUGCACCGAAACCAAAGGUUCUCAAGAGCUCCUCCAUCCCAGAAGUUAAACCUCCAUCGUCUGCACGAAAAAGCACAAAGAGCUUUGAGGAGCACAGGGAAGAUUCUUCUCAAACUCUAGACCAUUUGAACUAUAAAAAUGAAAUCUCAGAAGGGAGUACUGGAAACACAUCAUAUAUUCUGCCUGUGUCACCUUGCAAAUUUGAAUGCCUUCAUAAACUUGGAAAUGGAGAGAACACUUGUAAAACUCAGAUAAUUCUUGAGCACUUUGACACCUUAGAGAACACCAAGCUUGGUGAAAGAAAUGCACUAUCUCUGGGGGACAGUCACAGAGAAAAAUUGGCAAGUAGAAGUCAGGUGGUUUUGAAAGCCAGCAUUUUGGAAGAGAAACUUAAGGAUGUCCUAACUCAUGGCGUAUUUCCUAACAGCAGUCCUGUGAGGCACAGAUAUGCAGACAAGUUUGAUAAAGGGGAUGGCAGCUGUUCCAAGAAUGAUGUUAAAAUAGAGUUUAUAGAACUUGCACGGUCUUCCUCAUCUUCUGAGGUAGCUAAAGGGAAGCCACAAAAUGCUGAUGGUAAGAUUAUUGCUGAUAGGUUUCAGAUGUCUGAAAUUUGUCCUAGUUUGACUGAAAAUAAUCACAGUUGUUCUUCCCUAUUGGACAAGGAAACUCUAGAGAACGAAAAUUUAAGUAGCAAUAGAAUGUUUUCAGGUGAAGUGGGGAUAAUAGCAGAUGCUGAUAAAACCUCCCCUGAAACAUCUUCAGUCCUGAGCUCCAAAGUGCUUCCUAUCCCUAAGCCAAGAAAGCCACGUGCUGCAUGUCUAGUCCGUCAGGAUGGCAUAGACAGCACAGGGGAAGGAACAAAAGAACCAUCUAUUUCAGAGAAAGAUUCUGGUGGUGUUGUGGACCAAAGCCUAAAAAAGCCAGCAAGAAUUAAUGUCCUUGGUCAAAGUGUUUGUUAUAACAAUAAUGCGGAGGUGUUUCAUCCUGAAAAAUGUGAGGUAACUGAAAGCAAUGCAGAAAAAAUGCCUCAGGAAAAGGAGCCUGCUGUGAAAGAGUCAGCUUCACAAAACCUUUUGCCUCAGUUUUCACACGGAAGUCCUGAUUCGGUGAGACAUGUUGAGUCUUCUUUAAAUGCAGACCAUAACUCCGUGGAUGAGAUAACAGAUGACACCAGUACACCAGAUGCUGUGGACAAAAGGACUGACUUUGUCAGGUGUGAUACUCUGUCCAUGAGUUUGCCAAAGCAGCUCAAAUUGGCAAGCAGUCAGCACCCAUCUGCUUCCAACAGCCUCCAUAUUUCCCCACAAAACUUGGAAAAUAAAGACGUUAAAAUAAAGGAUGAGAGUUCCCCAAAAGUUAUUCCUAAGAAACCACAGAGGCAUGGCCUUCCAGCUGCUGGCCUGCUGAAAAAAGCUGCAUCAGCAGAGCUUGUGGACAAAAGUUCUUACACCUCCGGUGAGGACAAAUCGGCCAGCCUUCUAGAAAGAUCUCACUUCGCACAUUCACGAGCCAAGGAGCAGGAUACACUUUCAUCCUGUGACAUACCCAAACGUUCUUCUGAAAAACCCGUCUGGAAGUUACCUCAUCCUAUUCUUCCAUUUUCAGGAAAUUCUGAAUCAUUAAAAACUGCUACCAGCUUAAGCCACUUGACUGUUGUGACAAAGCCUAGGGCCAAGUCUCUGUCUGCUGUGGACAUGGACAGGACAGACAAGCCCUGCAAAGACCAUCACAAGAAAAAUAGCUUGAAAAAGCUUCUGAACAUGAAACUGUCAGUUUGCUUAAAGAAAAGUGACUUCCAAAAAUUUCUGUCUAAAGGCAGCCAGUCAGUGGAGAGUGCUAUUGCCAACCUUUCCAGUGGGGAUGGUUAUGGAAAUAACAACAGGAAUAUAGGGUCUGUAGGCAGUGAAAGGAAAGCUAAAUCUGCCAAGGUGCAUUCCAUAGAAAUAAAUAGUCUGGCAUUACAGAAGAAGAGGCAGAGAAACAGAAGUCAACCUGAGAUGCGAAAUAACCAAAGGCUGGAGUCUUUAGAAGGACAUGGACUCUCCCAAGAGAAUUUCUCUCAAAUGUCUUUGAGUUCAGUAACCAGCAUUUGUGAUCCAGAGUACGAGAAUGUGCGUCACUAUGAGGAAAUACCUGAGUAUGAGAACUUGCCUUUUGCUAUGGGUGCUAGGAGAAAUCUCUGUUCUGAAUGGCAGAACUCCAGCAGCAUGGAAGACCAGAGCACUGACUUCUAUGAAGUUGAGGAGCCUUGUGAAGCUACAAGUAGGCGUUGGAGACUUGACAGGUCCUUAGAAGAACACCAUGAUCAUCCCAGUGUCGUAAUGGGAGAUCUUCAGUCAGAUGAAGAAGAUAUCAUGAACAGUUCUGAUGAAGAUGAUGACACAAAUUCUGAUUCCAGCAAAGGGGAGACUGAUCCUCAAGAAGAUAAACAGGGUAAGGCAGCUGGAAAGAAAACAAAGGUAUACCAUAUUGCCAAGGAGAUCAUGAGCUCAGAGAAAGUGUUUGUGGAUGUGCUAAAGCUCUUACACAUUGAUUUCCGGGAUGCUGUGGCACACGCCUCUAGGCAACUUGGAAAGCCAGUGAUUGAGGACAGAAUCCUGAAUCAGAUCCUCUACUACCUACCUCAGCUCUACGAACUCAAUCGGGACCUCCUGAGGGAACUGGAAGAGCGAUUAUCUCACUGGCUUGAGCAUCAAAGAAUUGCUGAUAUAUUUGUUAAAAAGGGUCCCUACCUAAAGAUGUAUUCAACUUACAUCAAAGAAUUUGAUAAAAAUGUUGCAUUAUUAGAUGAACAGUGUAAGAAGAAUGCAGCAUUUGCAUCAGUAGUCAAAGACUUCGAGAUGAGCCCCCGUUGUGCUAGUCUGGCCCUCAAGCACUAUCUGCUCAAGCCAGUUCAGAGGAUUCCCCAAUACAGGCUCCUGUUGACAGAUUAUUUAAAGAAUCUUUUAGAAGAAUCUGCAGACUAUAGGGAUACUCAAGAUGCUUUAGCUGUUGUCAUAGAAGUUGCAAACCAUGCCAAUGACAUCAUGAAGCAGGGAGAUAACUUCCAGAAACUCAUGCAAAUCCAAUACAGUUUAAAUGGACACCAUGAGAUCGUACAGCCAGGAAGGGUCUUUUUGAAAGAGGGAACACUGAUGAAGCUAUCACGGAAGGUCAUGCAGCCAAGAAUGUUUUUUCUGUUCAAUGAUGCCCUGUUGUACACUACUCCUGUUCAGUCAGGGAUGUAUAAACUCAACAACAUGCUGUCAUUGGCUGGAAUGAAGGUUAAGAAGCCAACCCAGGAAGCAUAUCAGAAUGAACUGAACAUUGAAAGCGUAGAGAGAUCCUUCAUUCUUUCAGCAAGUUCUGCUACAGAAAGAGAUGAGUGGUUAGAAGCUAUCUCCAAGUCGAUUGAAGAAUAUACAAAAAAGAGAAUCACAUUUAAUCCAAGCAAAAGUCUUGAAGAGGCAGAUCCAGAGAAACAGGAGGAAGACAGUCCUCUGGGAUCAAAGGCUCCCAUCUGGAUCCCUGACACGAGAGCCACGAUGUGCAUGAUCUGUACCAGUGAAUUCACUCUGACGUGGAGAAGGCACCACUGCAGGGCGUGCGGGAAGAUUGUCUGUCAAGCUUGUUCAUCAAACAAACAUGGCUUAGACUAUAUGAAAAACCAGCCAGCUAGAGUAUGUGAUCAUUGCUUCAGGGAGCUACAAAAGCAAGAUAACCAGUGCACUCCUAAGAGCGGAUCCCCAAUCAAUCAUAAAUCUCCAUCAAGUGCCUUGUCUACAGUAUUACAAAGUAUUCCCUCUGGAAGAAAGCAGAAAAAAAUUCCAGCGGCCCUCAAAGAAGUUUCAGCAAAUACAGAAGACUCUACAAUGAGUGGUUACCUACACAGAUCUAAGGGCAGUAAGAAACCAUGGAAACACCUGUGGUUUGUUAUAAAAAAUAAGGUGCUAUACACAUAUGCUGCUAGUGAGGAUGUGGCAGCAUUAGAGAGCCAGCCUUUACUUGGAUUCACAGUCAGUGAAGUAAAAGGUGAAAACUCAGAGUCUAGAGUGUUCCAUUUACUGCACAAAAACACUUUAUUUUACAUAUUCAAGGCAGAUGAUCCCCAUUCAGCUCAAAAGUGGAUAGAAGCUUUUCAAGAAGGCACUGUAUUAUAGCAGUGUCAGCAUCGUGUCUGCAAGUUUAAAGGAAAAUAUCCAGGGAUGGUUAUAAAACAGACUACAGCUACUGUUCAAAGAAACAGAAUCCUGCCAUCACAAC